CAUGGCAGACCGCACCGACGCAGACUGGCAUGCUCUCGUGCAAGCCAAGAUAUCUGAGGUUCUCUCCGCAACUGAGGAGAGCCUCGAACCUGGUCCACUAGCGUCAGUUAGCACGCCAGCAGACCCUCGUUUCCCUCUGGCGAUCGACCAUACCUUGCUCAAGCAGGAUGCGACACCAGCCCAGAUCGAUGCUCUUUGCGACGAGGUGAUAAAAUACGGCUUUAAGUCCUGCUGCGUCAAUGGGCUCUACGUCAAGCAAGUGGCGGAACGCCUGAAGGACUCACAGUCGAUUGCAUGUUCCGUGAUUGGCUUUCCUCUGGGUGCAGGAUCACCUGAGGCGGAGGCAUGCGAAGCACAACAAGCGAUAAAGGAUGGUGCACUCGAAAUCGACACCGUCUUGCCUGUCGGUCUUCUCGUCGCAAAGCCGCCGCAAUACAAGCGCAUCUUCGACCACUUGAAGACGAUCAUUGACGCCGCUAGCCCUGUGCCAGUCAAAGUGAUCUUGGAAACAGGGUUGAUACCGACGCCAGAACUGAAGAUCGCUGCCUCUUUCAUUUCUGCUGAAGCGGGAGCUGCUUUCGUGAAGACUUCAACGGGAUUUGCGCCGGGGGGAGCGACCAAGGAGGACGUCAGUCUCAUGCACCGGACGAUCAAAUACAAAGGAAGUGUAAAAGUGAAGGCAUCAGGAGGAGUGCGAACUUUCGAAGCGUGCCAGGAGAUGUUUAAAGCAGGAGCAGAAAGAGUAGGAAGGUCUUCUGGCGCAAGUCUCGUGCAGAAUUCUGUUGUAGCAGGUGGCUGUUAUUG
Cyclocybe aegerita is the source of this 804-nucleotide messenger RNA. The record is from the annotation of a GenBank genome assembly. Lineage: Eukaryota; Fungi; Basidiomycota; Agaricomycetes; Agaricales; Hemipholiotaceae.